AUGAUUACUUAUCUUUUAUAUUCAGUUCUCUUUUUUAUCAUUGUCCUUUCUUUUCUUUUCUUGACACAAAUACGAUUUCACACACCGUCCGGCUGUAACAGAGAUAUACACUUUUUUCCUCUCUCUGUUUUCCUUUUUUCUUUCUUUCUUUCUUCUUCUGUAUACAGUUCAGUUCCCGAACCCGACUCACUGCAACAGGGAUAUACACUUUCUUCCUCUCUUUGGUUUUCUUCUUUCUUUCUUUUUCUUUCUUUCUUUCUUUCUUUCUUUCUUUCUUUCUUUCUUUCUUUCUUUCUUUCUUCUUCUUUACACAAUUCAGCUUGCAACAGAGAUAUACACUUUCUUCCUCUCUGGUUUUCCUUUUUCUUUCUUUCUUCUUUACACAAUUCAACUUGUAACAAAGGUAUAUACUUUCUUCCUCUCUGGUUUUCCUUUUUGUUUUUCUUUACACAGUUCAGCUUGUAA
Messenger RNA from Acanthosepion pharaonis, 465 nucleotides. The record is from the annotation of a GenBank genome assembly. Lineage: Eukaryota; Metazoa; Mollusca; Cephalopoda; Sepiida; Sepiidae.